AUGCUGCCACGAUGGAUCAGGAUCCACACCGUUUUCCAAAUUCAGCUUCGCGAGGCUAAUUCGACGACGUUUCAUGAGCCUCAGGAGGGCGUACACCAGACCUCGCAGCAAUACCAGGAGGUCCAGAUCCCAGAUGUUGUCAAGAACUUUAUCGUGUUCUUCCACCGCAAUGUUCUGGAGAACAAUGUGCACGAGCUUCACUCGAUCUACGAGCACUCGUUCAACAAGUUGACCGAGAAGUUCUACGCCAAGGAUUCCUGGCCUGAGCCUGAGGCUAUUGCGCCUUUGGUCAAUGACGACCAGGUCUUCUUGACGCUUUACCGCGAGUUGUACUACCGUCAUAUCUACUCUCGCCUUGCUCCUACCAUCGAGCACCGCUUCCACUCUUAUGAGAACUACUGCGAUCUCUUUAACUACAUCCUGAACUCGGAGGGACCAGUGCCAUUGGAGCUCCCCAACCAGUGGUUGUGGGAUAUCAUUGAUGAGUUCAUCUACCAGUUCCAGUCGUUCUGCAACUACCGCAACCGCAUCAAAAACAAGACCGACGAGGAGCUCGCCUUCCUCCGCGACAACUCUCAGAUCUGGAGCUGCUACAGUGUCUUGAACGUCCUCUACUCGCUUAUCCAAAAGUCGCGCAUCACAGAGCAGUUGUUGGUCUCGAAGAACGGAGGCGAUAUGCAGGAGGCUGCUGGAGAGUACGGAUCGCGUCCUCUGUACAAGAUGUUGGGCUACUUCAGCAUUGUGGGCUUGCUCCGUGUCCACUGCUUGUUGGGCGAUUUCACUUUAGCGCUCAAGAUGAUGGACAACAUUGAGUUGAACAAAAAGCAGGCGCUCUUUGCCCGUGUCACCGCCUGCCAUGUCACGACCUACUACUAUGUUGGAUUCGCCUACAUGAUGAUGCGCCGCUACGCCGACGCUAUCAAGGCCUUUUCCCACAUCCUCACCUUCAUCAACCGCACUAAGCAGUACCACACCCGGUCAUACCAGCACGAACAGAUUACCAAAAAGGGCGACCAGAUGUACGCUCUCUUGACCAUGUGCGUUACUCUCUGCCCCACCCGUCUGGACGAGAACAUUCACAGCCAGUUGAGGGAGAAGUACGCCGAGCAGUCGAACAGGUUAACCAAGCCCGAGGAGGCCCUCCAGGUCUUUGAGGAACUCUUCCACUUUGCCUGCCCCAAGUUCAUUUCGCCCAACGGCCCUAACCUGGACGAUCCCGAGGUCAUGAACUUGACCCCCUUUGAGCCUGUCCAGCACUACACCAAGAUCUUCUUGGCCGAGGUCCGCCACUCGAUCUUGUUGCCCACCCUCCGCUCGUACUUGAAGUUGUACACAACUAUGGGCAAUGCCAAGUUGGCGUCGUUCUUGGAGAUUGAUCCCGAGCAGUUGCGCACGUUAUUGAUGAUGUCCAAGAUCAGGAGCCGUCAGAUCAAGUGGGUUGAGGGCACGCUGCUCGAGGGAGAGUACCAGGGCACAUCGGAUCUGGACUUCUGCAUGAAGGAGGAUAUGCUUCACAUUGCCGAGUCCAAGAUUGGUCGUCGCUAUGGAGAUUGGUUCUUGCGCAACAUUAACAAGUUUCAGGAUAUCCUUGGCGGUUUAGAGCUUUCUGCCAAGGUUUGA
Linnemannia hyalina is the source of this 1620-nucleotide messenger RNA. The record is from the annotation of a GenBank genome assembly. Lineage: Eukaryota; Fungi; Mortierellomycota; Mortierellomycetes; Mortierellales; Mortierellaceae.